Molecule: messenger RNA, 908 nt
Organism: Suillus paluster
Lineage: Eukaryota; Fungi; Basidiomycota; Agaricomycetes; Boletales; Suillaceae
Product: fructose-bisphosphate aldolase class-I-domain-containing protein
Exons: 3
Coding region: 201-908 (235 amino acids)
Biological process (GO): glycolytic process
Molecular function (GO): fructose-bisphosphate aldolase activity
Source: RefSeq, a predicted model, not a curated record
CGACAAUAUUCAAAUCAGGCGAAUGGGAAAGCUAAACUUUGGAGAGUUCAUGAGUUUCAUAUCCCAAACUUCCCCCUUUCGCCCAUAGGAAAAAUGUUCGUGGCAUGUCAAUGGAAGAUGUUGGAGGAAUCAACCAAGGCCUUUACGAAUGCCGAACACACUGAGAUAGGACGUCUAACAGGGCCGGCACGAAAACACUCAUGAUGCAACUGUGCUACUUAGUUGAAUCGACGAUUUCGCCCUUAGAACCUGCUACUCAGGGUCUCGAUGACCUUUUGCCUCGUCUACAGGCUGCGGCUGCGGCUGGAGCCCGUUUUAGCAAAUGGCGUGCCCCCAUCCUCUGCAAUAUGUCGUCCCUACCCACUCAGGCUGGUCUCGAAGCCCAGGCUGAAAGCCUUGCUCGCUUUGCUGCUAUUAGCCAGCAAGCUGGUCUGGUUCCUAUCGUGGAACCUGAUGUUGACUUCGCUGAAGACGCAGACCUCAAGAAGAGCGUCAAGGUACACGUGAAGAUCAUCAGUUCUUUGAUUAAGCCUUCCUUCCCGCAACCUGGCCUCAAGCACCCUUCCGUUCUACCACGUCAGUUGAGGAGAUUGGCUUGGCCACAACUACAGUCCUUGCUUGUUCAGUCCCUGUCGCAGCACCGGAUGUCGUCUUCCUCUCAGGCAAGACCUUCAUUAUUCUCUAGCCCAUCCUACCUAAAUACCUUAAUGCGGUCAAUGUUGUUGCCAACAAGGCCCCCACUAACUCCCCUGUGUCUUUCUCGCCUGCCCCCUCUGACGUUCUCAUUUGGACGCGGUCUUCAAGGCGAUGCUAUGGCGAAAUGGGCGAAAGGCGAUGAAGCUGGUGCAAAAUCUGUGUUUGAAGCCAGGGCUAAGGCUUACUGGCUCGCAGCGAAACGCGAGGCCUGA